Heterobasidion irregulare TC 32-1 is the source of this 294-nucleotide messenger RNA. RefSeq lists its product as uncharacterized. The record is from RefSeq and is a predicted model, not a curated record. The annotation marks the transcript as partial. The transcript is spliced from 3 exons. Lineage: Eukaryota; Fungi; Basidiomycota; Agaricomycetes; Russulales; Bondarzewiaceae.
CUAGUCGGCUGUCCCACCAAGAUCAAGCCCGAGGGCGAUCAGACGCCUCGGAUUUGUCCUCGUUGCCAUAAUGCCUCCGUUCUUUCGGCGAAGUCUCGCACAUGGUUCGAGGUGUGCUUCGUCCCGCUCAUCCCUAUGCGUGCCUCGCAUGUUUGGAUCUGCGGCAUCUGUCAAUGGACCGUUCCUCUGCAACAGGGCCACGGGAUCCCAGGGCCGUCAAGCCCUUGGGCACAGGCCCAGGGCCCCUUCCAACCAGGCUAUCAGCCUGCCUACUUCCCUAACCAGCAGAAGUAG